This is a messenger RNA of Anneissia japonica, 2129 nucleotides long. Its product is annotated as 26S proteasome non-ATPase regulatory subunit 10-like. The coding region runs from base 85 to 753 and encodes 222 amino acids. Gene Ontology annotation, molecular function: protein binding; ubiquitin-protein transferase activity. The record is from RefSeq and is a predicted model, not a curated record. The transcript has 6 exons. Gene Ontology annotation, cellular component: cytoplasm. Lineage: Eukaryota; Metazoa; Echinodermata; Crinoidea; Comatulida; Comatulidae. Gene Ontology annotation, biological process: protein ubiquitination.
AUUAUUUAUUCUAGCAGACUGACGCUGCAGAGUAACCGGUACUUUUGGGAACAUUUUGUUAUUCUUCAAUUUAAUAUUCUCAGAAUGUCUAAUCUCGAAUCAUGUAGAUUAGCAUAUGACGGUGAUCUUCAGUUGUUGACAUCGAAAAUUGAAGAAGAUCCAUCAUUGAUAUCAAAGGUUGACCAGGUCCACCGCACUCCAUUACACUGGGCAUCAUCAGCUGGUCAUGUUUCCAUAGUAACUUAUUUGUUGGAGAAGGGGGCAUCAGUCAAUGUGGCAGAUGAGUCUGAUUGGACGCCGUUACACAUAGCAUCAUCAUCUGGAAGGCAGGAAAUUGUUGAGAUUCUACUAAAGAGCGGAGCAGCUGUGAAUGCAACAAACCAAACACGACAAAUUCCACUUCAUUAUGCGGCAUCCAAAGAUUGGUUUGAGAUUGCCAAAAUCCUGCUAGAGAAUGGAGCAGACCCUGACCAGGGUGACCAUAUGGGAUCAACGCCUCUUCACAGAGCAGCUUCCAAAGGCAACUUCAAAAUACUUAAGCUAUUUGUUGAUAGUCACUGCCAAAUUGGCCUGCAAGAUUCUGUUGGAAACACUGCAUUACACUUAGCUUGUGAAGAGGACAGGACUGAGGAGGCCAUCUAUCUUGUAAAAAGUGGAGCAGAUUUGACAUCACAAAAUAAGGAGGAGAAGAAUCCACUUCAGCUUGCAACACCAAACCUUGCAAAGGUACUCAAAAAUAUUGUACCAGCCUGAACAAUUUAAAGGUCUCGAUGAUGAUGAUGAUGGUGACAAUGACGACGAUGAUGGCGACGGAGGCCACAACAAUGAUUAGUAGUAAAUACUAGGUUGCUUGUAUUACGCUUUUCCUUGCAAUUACGAUUAAGUGUUACUGCCGCACUGGAGCAACAGCAACCUGACCAAGUACCCAUUUUAUACUCUUUGGCGGAGAGAACCAAUGCAAAUAAUGUGCCUUGCUCAAUAGGACAAGCAAAAUGCACAGUGAGGGAAUGAAACCCUCCUGUUUGAAAAACUAAACCGUUCCCACUGUGCCAAACUGCUUCCAAUUAUCCAAUACAAUAACUGUUUUCAUUCAUAGGUGCAGUAUAUUACAUGUAUGUCUUCUAUCUGGAAUAUUAAGUUUUUUUGGAUAAUAAUGGGGUCAGGGUCAGGCUUCCUUUAAAAUGUGGUUCUAGUAUGAAAUUUCCAAUUUUUACUGUUAUGUGUUAAAUGGUGACAGAGAAGUGGGUCCCAGGUGUGGCUUAGUGAUGCAUUCCUUCACCAUCACAGGUAAAUUCUUUCUUCAGUGGUUUUAAAGAUAGGACACUUUUGGUUUGAGGGUUACAACACAUCUACGAAAAAAAUUGCAUUUUACUUUCUGUAUUGCUAUUACAUUCCCUUUUACUAUGGUGCUAGGUGUAUUUCUGUUGAUUUUAUUUGUUUUGUCAAAACAGAAAUUUAGGAACUUGAUGAUUGCAAAGUUUAUAUGCGAGAACAAAACUUGAAUUUCUUUCCCUAAAAUUAUUACACUUGCCUUAUGUCCACACAAAGAAGUUUUUUGGUGACAAAUUUCUGUGAAUGAUUCCUAUAUAUGGGCAUGGUGACUUCAUAUUCGCAGGUCACAUAUAACGUCAUAGUGUGAACAGUGCUAUUAUAUGUUUUAUAGCUCACCUGGCAUAUUGAAAAAAGAAGGACUCUUGAAUUCCUCAGGAGAAAGUUCUGACAGCUGAGAAAAUGACAUUAAACAUUAUAGGUGUAAAGGUAAUUACCAUGUACUGGAAAAGGCAGGGGUAUGUUUUUCUGAGUCCCGCACCCUCAUCCAUUGAAAUAUGAAACUUAUUAUACUACAGCUGUAUCAAAAUGAUACAUUUUUAAAACAUAUGUGGUAUGAUGUCUUUUGCCAAUGUUUAGAUAUUUGUUCAGACUCAUGAUACUAAAUAAAAGUAAUAACAAAAUACUGUAUCUUAUUUAUGCCUACUUUUAUUUCUAAAAACAAACAUUGUGAUGUAAAUUGUCAAUUGAAGAUAAUGAUAAACACUUUCAAGUUGCAGCAUUGGUGAACUAUGUUCUAUGCAACUUUGUAAAAUUAUUUCAAACAAAAACAUACAAAGUGAGAUAUCAUUUAAAAAAAA